CCAGCCGCUCCGUGGCAUGUAGGAUCUUCCUGGACCGGGGCACGAACCCGUGUCCCCUGCAUCGGCAGGCGGACUCUCAACCACUGCACCACCCUGGGAAGCCCAAACAUUCAUUUUGAUUCAAGGUUUUGUAGAUUCCAUCCAUCAUUCUGCUAAACCAGCCAGUGUAUGAUGAUAAAAGCCUGAAUAUUACACUAUUCUGUUGGAAUGCAGGAAAUCAUACUGUUCUUGAGGAAGAGGAAGACCAAGACCUUAUCUGUUCUAGGUGACACCUGGGAGGACUGUCACCAAAGGCCUUUGAGUUUCCAAGGCCCAGGGGUACAAACUUCACAAGCACAGCUGCAGAAAAGCACCCACAUGACCAAUUAUCUGCAACUGCAGCUGGACCAGCAUUUCAAUUGUGGGCACAGCAAAGCCACACUUGGUCUUUCCUCCACCAUCUGGGGCUUUACUGCCAACCCCGAUUCUGGAAGCCAAGGACCACUCUUCCUAGAUAAAAAAUAAAAGGGGAUUAGGAAGCUCAAGUUGUCUCAUGGUUGAGGUUGGAGGGGGCAAUGGGGCCUUUCCCACUCCCUCUGUAGGUCUGGUUGAAAUCUGUGAUGCUCUACCAGAGUGAGGUGAGCAAGAGCCUGGGAUUUGGGACCAGCUCUGCCUCAGGCCCUGGGUUUGCAAACUCCUGAUUGUUUCACUGGGCCAAGUUAUUUAUCUCCUUAGGUAUUCAGAUCUCACAUCCCUCAUCUGAACUCUUGAAAAAUUACAUCCCCAUUCCAUGUUUGUUGGGAAUAUUAAGCAACAUGAUGUCCAGAAAGCCUGAUCAGUAAAAAUGGUUUGAUAACAACUAUGAAUAUAUAACAUCUAACCAUUGUGUCUUUCUGGUGCUUUAACACUUACAAAAUGAUUGCACAUGUGUUGUUUCCUCUGAGGUAGAGCACUUUUUUGAUCCCCACUUUCUCUGGGACCCGUGUUCCCUUGCUUCCUCAGAAAGGUAGGUUGGCCAGUAUUUUCCUCUCCUUUCAACAUCCACCCUCAAGUCAAUUUUCCCCUGCUAGGUGCUCUCAGUAACAGUGUAUUAGUAACAUUCUGUAGCAAUGUAAACCCUGGCCACACAACUCAGCCUCCAGUUUAGUUUUCAUAUCCAGGUUAUUUUCCUUUUUUCCCCUCUUUUUAAAAUAAAGGGCCACCCUCACCCAUGAGGUGUACUGAUCUGUCUAUUUUAUGCCACUCCAUUUAGUUCAUAAUCUUCACUCAUCUCCAUGGCCAUGUCCUCAGUUUUCUUCUCCUUGGGAUCCACCUCUGCUCAGAUUUUCUUUUUUUCUUUCUUUGUUUGUUUGUUUUUGCGG
Aethalodelphis obliquidens (Pacific white-sided dolphin) is the source of this 1340-nucleotide messenger RNA. Its product is annotated as neuroblastoma breakpoint family member 4-like. The coding region runs from base 208 to 504 and encodes 98 amino acids. Lineage: Eukaryota; Metazoa; Chordata; Mammalia; Artiodactyla; Delphinidae. The transcript has 3 exons. The record is from RefSeq and is a predicted model, not a curated record.